AUGUCAUCGACCACUUCAUCUCCCAAGCCCGUCGUGGCCAAGAAGAAGACGUCCCUGGGAGUGCACUUGUUAGCCGGAGGUGGAGCCGGUCUCUCCGAGGCUUUGGCGUGUCGUGAGUCCUUGGCCUGCGCUCACGUGCCCGCCUGCCGCCUGCUAGGAUUUGCAACACUGACAGGGCGACAUCACCGUGCUAUCUCGCAUCCGACAACGCUCAGACUGGCUCGAUACUAUCAAGUAUGUUUGUGUGUUUCUCUAGGCGCGGUCCCGGACAGCGCAUGCGCGCCGGCGGUCCGGCACCCGAAGAACGAAGCUGACCGACCAUUGAAAUACGACACAUUAGGGUGCGGAUGCAACUAUCGCGGAGUUCAAGGGGAAAAGGUGUAGGUUUUUUUGCUUCCUCUUUCUGCUGUGCUGUUCCUAUACUCGGGCUCUCCGAGUUCCAAGAUCCGAUGUUGGUGACAGCGGAACACUGGUCGUGCCAUGUUUGUGCCGGCCUAGUGUGACUGAAUGCUGAUCUACUUGGCGAGGCGCUCAUGAUGCAGGUCAAGGCCAGGGGUUUCAUCGCAACAGGAAUGCACAUCGUCAAAAAAGAAUCUCCGCUUGGGCUCUACAAAGGACUCGGCGCUGUGGUGACUGGGAUCGUACCAAAAAUGGCCAUCCGUUUCGCCUCCUUCGAGAUGUACAAGGAUUUCUUGAAGAACAAAGAAACUGGGAAAGUCAGUAGCCCCGCCAUCUUCAUGGGUGAGUGAACCGCCCCGGUAAUCGGACUGGCACGCCAUCAUACAUCAGAAAGCGGGCUGACAAAACGGACUCGGUCUCUGACGUCGCGCGCAGCCGGUCUUGGCGCGGGUGUAACAGAGGCCGUCAUGGUCGUCUGCCCGAUGGAAGUAGUGAAGAUUCGCCUGCAGGCGCAAGUGCACUCGAUGACAGACCCCCUCGAUGUCCCUAAAUACCGCAACGCAGCUCAUGCGCUCUUCGUCAUCCUGCGAGAAGAAGGCCCGAAGACCCUAUACCGGGGCGUGGCGCUCACCGCUCUUCGCCAAUCCACGAACCAGGUUCGUGUGGCGGGCAAACUUAUGCUCACUUGAAAUGGUUCAUGUUACUCAUGCGGUCCAUCGUUUCUAUGCAGGCGGCCAACUUCACUGCUUAUACAGAGCUCAAAAAGGCACUGCAAGCGUACCAGCCUCAGUAUCCGGACGGUGGUCUGCCGGCGUGGCAGACCUCGAUUAUUGGACUCAUUUCGGGAGCCAUGGGUCCCUUCACCAAUGCUCCGAUUGAUACGAUCAAGUGAGUAAAGACAAAGAGAGAUGGAUGGGUCGCUCGUUGCUCCAUUCAAUCUGACAGCUGUGCUUUAGGACCCGUAUCCAACGCGCAACCGCACUGGCCGGUGAGAAUGGUUGGACCCGUUUUACCAAAGUGGCUGGCCAAAUGUUCAAAGAAGAAGGUAGGUUCCAUGACGAGGCUCGACCACUUGGCUGAAGCUUGGCAAUGAACACAUUUCCUUUUGCCCGUCCCAGGUCCAUCUGCCUUCUAUAAGGUGAGUCACAGGGCGAGCACACCUGAAUGUGCCUCGGCGCUGACAUCUUGUGCUUUGGCUUUGUGAAGGGAAUCACCCCGCGUGUGGCACGUGUGGCUCCGGGCCAAGCCGUCGUUUUCACUGUCUAUGAAAAGGUGGGUCACAGAACGAGUUCUUCCCCUGCAUCAGAGCUAACUCUUUGAUUCCCCCAUUGCGCAAUUGUUGCAGAUCAAGAGAAUGGCAAGUUGUUUGCUCAACCACGAUGA
Messenger RNA from Microbotryum saponariae, 1782 nucleotides. NCBI's taxonomy places the organism in Eukaryota, Fungi, Basidiomycota, Microbotryomycetes, Microbotryales, Microbotryaceae. The record is from the annotation of a GenBank genome assembly.